Molecule: messenger RNA, 2711 nt
Organism: Carcharodon carcharias (great white shark)
Lineage: Eukaryota; Metazoa; Chordata; Chondrichthyes; Lamniformes; Lamnidae
Gene: capn3a
Product: calpain 3a, (p94)
Exons: 24
Coding region: 136-2577 (813 amino acids)
Biological process (GO): proteolysis; negative regulation of apoptotic process
Cellular component (GO): cytoplasm
Molecular function (GO): calcium ion binding; calcium-dependent cysteine-type endopeptidase activity
Source: RefSeq, a predicted model, not a curated record
AGAGCAAGAGAGAGAGACAAGGAUCAAUUCGGGAAGAUUCAACAAACGUAUUGCUCAACAAUUGAACGAUUCUUUGAUUUUUAUUUUAAUUAUUGAACAGAAAACGAUUCUUUUCCUCCAUUGUUGUGAAAUCCUAUGAUUGUCACCAUGCCUCAGGUCAUCAACUCAGUGCAGAGCCGAUCUGAACAGGCCGGCAAAACUGCCCUGUAUCCUAUCAUCAGUCGUAACAAGAGUGGUCUCUCUGCCAAGAGUGAAGUUUUUCAGCAGCUGAAGGAGAAGUGCCUGAGAAAAGGCGUCUUGUUUGAAGAUGAGGAAUUCCCUGCCAACGACUCCUCGCUUUUUUACACCAUGAAAAUGCCCUUCAAGCUGGAGUGGAGAAGACCCCCAGAAAUCUGUGAGAAUCCUAAGUUCAUCAUUGGCGGUGCCUCAAGAACUGAUAUCUGUCAAGGAGAUUUGGGUGACUGCUGGUUCCUGGCUGCCAUUGCUUGUCUAACUCUGAAUGAGAAGCUGCUGUACCGGGUCAUUCCUAGAGAUCAGUACUUUACAGAAAACUAUGCUGGGAUCUUCCAUUUCCAGUUCUGGCGUUUCGGUGACUGGGUGGAUAUCACUAUUGAUGACCGAAUCCCCACCUUCAACAAUCAGUUGGUUUUCACCAAGUCUGCGGAAAGGAAUGAAUUCUGGAGUGCUCUAUUAGAGAAGGCCUAUGCUAAGCUGCAUGGAUCUUAUGAAGCACUGAAGGGUGGCAACACCACGGAAGCCAUGGAGGAUUUCACUGGCGGUGUUACUGAAUUCUUUGAGAUAAAGGAGGCUCCCAAGGAUCUGUACAGGAUCCUGAAGAAGGCAGCAGAAAGAGGCUCUCUUAUGGGCUGUUCUAUUGAUGAAGGUAUAUUUCAUGGAACAGGUGUCAUGCCACAAGCACAGAUCCAAAAGUUUCUGUCUAAUACCUUAAUUGCUCUGGAUGGAUCUAAGGCCAAAGUUGGUGAUCAGAGCAAGAAUUUGGAUGACCUUCCAGUCAGGUCUUUCAUACCUCUGCAAUUUGAGACACGGACAACCAGUGGCCUGAUCAAAGGUCAUGCCUACUCUGUGACCAACGUGGAUGAGGUCACUUAUAAAGGUCAGAAGGUGAAGUUGCUGCGUUUGAGGAACCCAUGGGGAGCAGUUGAGUGGAAUGGAUCCUGGAGUGACAAGGCUCGGGAAUGGUCUGAGAUUGAGAAAACACAAAAGCAGCGGCUGCAACAUCAAACGAAAGAAGAUGGAGAGUUCUGGAUGUCUUUCGAUGAUUUCAAGAAGAAUUUCACAAAGUUGGAGAUUUGUAAUCUGACACCAGAUGCACUGGGUGAUGAUAAGCUCCAUAAGUGGACUGUAUCUAUCAAUGAAGGACGGUGGGUAAAAGGCUGUUCGGCUGGGGGCUGCCGCAACUAUCCAGACACAUUCUGGACAAACCCUCAGUACCGACUGAAACUCUGUGAGGAGGAUGAUGAUCCUGAUGUUGCUGAGGUCCUCUGCACGUUUGUCGUCGCUCUGAUGCAAAAGAAUCGUCGGAAGGAGCGCAGGAUGGGCAUCAACUUCCAUACCAUUGGAUUCGCUAUUUAUGAGGUGCCCAAAGAGAUGCAAGGCAAUAAGCAACACCUUCCCAAAGAUUUUUUCCUCUACCGGGCAUCUAAGUGCAGGUCUAAGUCAUACAUUAACCUGCGGGAGGUAUCGCAGCGUUUCAGCCUGCCUCCAGGGGAAUACGUCAUUGUCCCUUCCACAUACGAUCCACACCAAGAAGGCGAGUUUGUCCUCAGGGUCUUCUCGGAAAAGCACAACCUGUCAGAGGAAACUGAGAACCAGAUCAUAGAUGACAACCCCGAGCUGCAGCCAAUCAUCUUUGUUUCUGAUAGAACUAAGGACACUGUAGACUCGGAGAUGGAAAAGGAGAAAAAAGCAGAAGACCAGAAAAAGACCAAGCCUUCAUCAACAACAACCAGGGAGGAGAGUGAGGAGGACAUGCAGUUCCGCCGUAUAUUUGAACAGAUUGCAGGAGAUGACAUGCAGAUCACAGCAUCUGAACUGAGGAAUAUACUAAACCGUGUUGUUAAAAAACGCAAGAUGAAAACUGAAGGGUUCGUACUCGAGUCUUGCCGCAGUAUGGUUGCCCUCAUGGAUACGGAUGGGUCUGGAAAGCUUAAUUUGAUGGAGUUUAAACAGCUCUGGAACAAGAUUAAGAAAUGGCAGGCAAUCUUUAUGGAAUAUGACAAGGAUAAUUCUGGUGUAAUUGACAGCUAUGAAAUGCGCACUGCUGUGAAUGAUGCAGGUUUCCAUCUGAACAACCAGCUCUACGAGAUCAUCUCCAUGCGCUAUGCUGAUGAAAAUAUGAACCUGGACUUUGACAGUUUCAUCUGUUGUAUUGUGAGACUGGAAGGGAUGUUCAUGGUUGCAACUCACCUUAUAUGCUUAAAAGUCUCAGGACUUCUGCUGGCUUACAUGCCUGGCUAUUACCUCAACUCAACGCCCAAACCUCAACAGCAGCAUACGCAAAAUCAGCCUCUUCUACCCAUGAUGAUAUUCAAUGGUACUUCAGGAAUCCAGGUGUAAAGCAGCCUGUUACAUACUGUCAGAUCAGCAUGUCUUGCUGCAACUGUGUGAGCCUUUGCAAUUGGGAACAUGUGAAGCCAGGAUAAAAGUACAAGUUUUCUUGUAUGAUUUUACAAUAAACACCUUACUCUAAA